AUGAGUGACGUUUCCUGGCCGUCCGACUCCGACAGCGACGGAAAGCCGCCUGGGUGGCGCCACUGGUGGGAAAGGGAACCACCGCGGAGCGCCGAUCAGUCGGACAGUGCUGACGAGGAGGAGGACGCCGCGGACGGCUCGGAGCCCGACGGCUCGGAGCCCGACGACUCGGAGCCCGACGACGCCGACGAAGCGGACGAGGAGGAGGGCGCCGCCGACGACGCUUACGAGGAGGAGGGCGCCGCCGACGACGUGGACGCGGAGGAACAUGCCGUCGACGACGCGGAUGACGAGGAACCCGCCGCCGACGAUGCGGAAGAGGACGAGGACUCUGACGCGAAGUGGGCGCGGCUGGAGGAGGCCUUGGCCGCCGAUGAGAAGGCGGCCGCGAAAAAGAAGGCUCGCGCGAAGAAGGCAGCCGUGGCGCGGGCGCGGGCGCCGGCCGAGGUGACGGACGAGGAGGAGGAGUACAACGGCUCUUUGGAGUACUCCUCGUCAGAAGAUGACUCGUCGGAGUCCACCUCGUCGGACGACAGCUCCUCGUCGGAGAAGGCUUCUCGCAAACGGGGGCGCCCGGACGACGACGAGGCAGAGUCGUCGUACAAACGUUCCAAGUAG
Messenger RNA from Lolium perenne, 618 nucleotides. NCBI's taxonomy places the organism in Eukaryota, Viridiplantae, Streptophyta, Magnoliopsida, Poales, Poaceae. The record is from RefSeq and is a predicted model, not a curated record.